Messenger RNA from Effrenium voratum, 975 nucleotides. The record is from the annotation of a GenBank genome assembly. Lineage: Eukaryota; Dinophyceae; Suessiales; Symbiodiniaceae.
AUGGGAGUUGCUCCUGCGGCCGCGGCAGACAUUACCGCCUGCCUGAUCACCAAGACCGACACCAACCCGUUCUUCGUGAAGAUGAAGGAAGGCGCGACAGCCAAGGCUGAAGAACUCGGCAUUGAGCUGAAAUCCUUUGCAGGAAAGGUCGACGGUGACCAUGAAACCCAGGUUGCCGCGAUCGAAACCUGCAUCGCCGACGGAGCCAAAGGUAUCCUGCUGACCGCAUCCGAUACCUCGUCAAUCGUGCCGGCCGUGCAACAGGCACGGGACAAUGGUCUUCUCGUGAUCGCUCUCGAUACACCGCUUAGCCCGAUCGACGCGGCCGACGCCACUUUCGCGACAGACAACUUCCUGGCAGGUGAACUGAUCGGCAAGUGGGCUGCCGGUGCACUCGGCGACAAGGCAGCAGACGCGAAAAUCGGCAUGCUUGAUCUUGCGAUCAGCCAGCCGACCGUCGGCGUACUGCGUGAUCAGGGUUUCCUUCAGGGCUUCGGUAUCGAUCUGGGUGACCCGAACAAGUGGGGCGAUGAAACAGAUUCACGCAUCGUCGGCAACGACGUCACGCAGGGCAACGAGGAAGGUGGCCGUCGUGCGAUGGAAAACCUGCUUGCCAAGGAUCCGAUGAUCAACGUGGUCUACACGAUCAACGAGCCGGCCGCGGCCGGAGCCUAUGAAGCGUUGAAGUCAAUCGGCCGUGAAAACGACGUGCUGAUCGUUUCCGUGGAUGGUGGCUGCCCCGGCGUACAGAACGUCAAGGACGGCGUCAUCGGCGCAACUUCACAGCAGUAUCCGCUUCUGAUGGCCUCUCUCGGUAUUGAAGCCAUCAAGACCUGGGCGGACAAUGGUGCAAAACCUGAGCCGACAGCCGGCAAGGACUUCUUUGACACAGGUGUUGCACUUGUCACCGACCAACCGGUUGACGGCGUCGAUUCCAUUGACACCGCAAAGGGCACGGAUCUCUGCUGGGGUUAA